Messenger RNA from Aspergillus calidoustus, 1098 nucleotides. The record is from the annotation of a GenBank genome assembly. NCBI's taxonomy places the organism in Eukaryota, Fungi, Ascomycota, Eurotiomycetes, Eurotiales, Aspergillaceae.
AUGGAUCCUGAAGAUCGCCCACCUCAACCCGCGCAAUCAGAUCCCACAUCUACACAGCCAAACCCCGACCCGAUCUCAAAUUCACAGAGUUCGGAUCCCUACACAACGCGCACAGAGAAAAGAAAAGGCAAAUUCCGCUUCAAAACCAAACACUCCUCCUCUCGCUCCUCCCGCCACGACUAUCAUAUAUCUCACAAAGAUAGAGACCGUCACCAUGGCCACCGCAGCAGCAGCCAUCACCGCCGCUCCAAACGCCGCAAACAUCGCACUCCAUCCCCCUCUUCAGCGCCGGGCCCCGGCCCCGGCCCCGGCAACGCCCCUCUAAGCCCCAAUACAGCAUUCCGAGAAUCUCUCUUCGACGCACUAGGCGAUGAUGAAGGGGCCGCCUUUUGGGAAUCUGUUUACGGCCAGCCAAUCCCGGCUCCGCCUUCCGGGGGUGACUCUCGAGGACCGCUAGAGCAAAUGGAUGAAGAGGCGUAUGCGUCCUAUGUGCGGGGCGAGAUGUGGAAGCGUACGCGCGAAGGGAUGCUUGAGGAGGCGGAGCGGAUGAGGGCGGAAAAGAGGGCCAAAGUUAAGGCUGAAAGAGAGGCUGAGAGUGCGAGGGAGAGGAGGGCAUUUGAGGAUGCGAUGGAGGGAGUGUUGAGGAGAGGGAGGGAGAGAAAGAAGAUAAAGGAGGUUUGGAAGGGGGUCUGGAGGGAGUAUGUUGAGUCUUGGGAGAGGGUUGAGAAUGCGGUUCGAGGUGGGAAGGAGGGUGGGGAGAGCAAUGGUGAGGAUAGGAGUAAAGGUGGAAAGGGGCUGCGGGAGUUGUUGUUUUGGCCUGUGCAGAGUGGUAGGCGGAGGGACAUCUCUAAGGAGAAUGUGGAGGAGUUCAUGAGACGCGCUCCGGUGACUGCGUGGACGUCUGAUCGUCGUACUGGGAGUAGUGAGGCUGCACCAGAGGACCUCUUCGUGGCUACGCUCAAAGCGGAACGAGUUCGGUGGCACCCGGACAAGAUUCAGCAUCGAUAUGGAUCAUUGGGCAAUGACGAGACUGUUAUGCGGAGUGUUACCGAGGUCUUCCAAAUCGUCGAUACUCUCUGGAACGAGGCGAAGAGAUAA